Messenger RNA from Scutellospora calospora, 239 nucleotides. NCBI's taxonomy places the organism in Eukaryota, Fungi, Glomeromycota, Glomeromycetes, Diversisporales, Gigasporaceae. The record is from the annotation of a GenBank genome assembly.
UAUCUGUAGAUCUAACAUCAUCUGCAGGACCAGUGUUUCUAAACCUUUUAAUGGCAGUUAAAAAUACAUUAUCUGAGGCUCCAUAUAUUUUAGAAUCUUUGAUUGAAAAUAUAGAAAAUUAUCUAGGCAUAUCAUUUCGUUUGCAACUGCUUAAUUCUUCAGUUGCUCUAUUCUUACUACGAUCAGCAGAAAGUAAGGAUAUAUUGGCAAAAUUAUUUAAUUCGACAUUGAAACAGUGA